GCUAUCAAUCUCUCUUUUUCGGAUCGUCGCAUUAUAGUGACGUUAUUCCAUCUUGAGUCGCGAAACCAACGAGGGUCAAGAUGCGUGUUCAAUGUCAAUGCAUUUUCAUAACAUGAAAAUAAGAUUUACAUUAACUGAAAAGUGGAUACACAUCUGAGAUAAGACUGUGGCCCUCAUGCCUCUCCACCCGUCCCCCAUGUCUUCCCAGACCGUUAGGCAGUUGGUGUUGGCGGUGCGAUACGUGUGUUGCCGUUCACAGGCUAGGCAUGCCGGGAGGCAGCUAGCUUCUUCCUGUAGCCCCGGAGUCCCGCUCCAGAGACGGGCCUACAGCUUGGACUCACUGUCUUCCGGCCCGGGGCGGCCACAGCCCCAGCAGGCUAGAAUAGAGAAGAUGUCCCCGUCCUCAUCCCUGACCCACAGGAACCUGUCUGCGGUGGCUGUCUCUGUCCAGGGGCAGUGUGAACCAUUGUGCAGGUAUGACUUCCUGGAUCUGGGGGAGGUGGAGGAGAAUACUAGGAGGGCUCAGGCCUGUAGGACCAUCAAGCGGUUCAUCGUAGAGCCAGCCCUGGCCAGACUGGUCACGCACCACCUGGUCCCUGACCUGGAGGACAGCAAGGCCGUUAUCUUCGAGUGUAACCCAGGCCCAGGGGUCCUGACCCGGACGUUACUGAACGCAGGCGCUCAGAGAGUGGUGGCCCUGGAGAGUGAGAAGCUCUUCCUGCCUCACCUGCAGGCUCUGGAGAAUCUUGUUGACGGUCAGCUGGAGGUGGUUCACUGUGACUUCUGUAAGCUGGACCCUGUGGGUAAAGGCAGCAUGAAACCUCCUGCCAUGUACUCUGACAAACUGUUCACUGACCUGGGCAUUUCAGAGGCAAACUGGACCGAUGAGGUUCCAGUGAAGGUGUUGGGUAUUUUACCCCAGUCCAGUGAGCGGAGUCGGCUGUGGAAGAUGUUGUAUUCUCUGUUUGAGCGAAUAUCGAUCUACCGUUACGGACGAAUUGAGCUCAACUUGUUUAUCAGUGAGAAUGAAUACCUGAAACUGACGGCAAAGCCUGGGGACAUGUUGAACUACAGAGCCUUUGGAGUUUUAUGGCAGAUGGCAUGUCACAUCGAACUCCUGCACAAGGAGCCCUGGGAUUCCUUUGUGACCUCUUCCAAGAACAAGCUGGCCAUCCCGAAGAGCAGGCUUCCCAACAACAACUUGUGCCUGGUGAGAAUGACGCCUCGCAGGGACCUGUUCUCCUCGUCCCUGACCAGCUCCAAUGCACCCACGCUGAUCCUGAUGAUCAAACAGUUACUGGCUAAGAGGAAGGCACGGCUAGCUGACCUGCUCAAUUUGUGGAGUCCAGAUAGUGGUCCACUCCUGCUGAAGGAGAUUGGGAUGCCAGAAGAUGUACUGACGGGCAAUGUCUACCCUGAGGAGUACAAACAGCUUUUUGAUCUGGUGGAUACAUCUCCGGAUUUCACCCAGAGCUGGCUGUAUCAGGAGAUACUGGAGAACCCUAUGAAGGACGGCUGGUCCUAGACAUACAGUGCCACCACCAGGACUGGAGUGGUAGCACAGCUAAGACCUUUACUAAAAAAGAAAAUGUCAUUCUGAGGUGGCAAGUCUAGAUAACCCUCAAGUUGUUGGAGAACUGGAAAAUCAAAUGUCAUGGUUUAGGAUUGUCCUGGGCUGUUGUGACACAGUAUUUAUAUUGUUUCCGUAUUUGGACAGAGUCCUAUUACAAGGGCAGUCUUAAUGAGCUGAAGAAUUUACUCCCCCUUCAGAGAAUUUAGAACUAGAGUUUGCAAUAAUAUCUUUGUUCUCAGUUCACCCAAAGACGUGUGUGUUUGAUUAAAAGUGCAUUUUUUAAUGUGAUAAUGCUGUCAUUAAAAGGGAUGUUUUCGGUUGAAAAUGUGAUAGUGGUGCAGCAGUGUUACCAUUCAUGUUUUAAUCCCAUUCAUAGAUCUCAGUGAUUUUAUAUUUUCACGCCUUAAUCAGUAAUAUUUAAUCGGAAAAAUCCCCAAUAAACACAUUUUGGAAUUUUCAAAUCAAUUGACUUUUGACCCAUAACAACAAUUUUAGGAUUACUUUCAAAAAGGAAACCCUCAUGCAUUUUAAGUUGCUAUGGUUAGGUGCGUCUGUUGAAUGCAAUGCAACAUUUUCAACAUUAUGACAUAUGGUUCUGAACGGUCUUGAAAUGCCCUCUCAUCUUAUAAAGGAUAACCAAGCACCAGCAAUAAACUGGUUGGAAACAUCACCAUAGAAUCCCAUGUUGUUCUACAGCUGUUAAAGAAUUCAUACAUUAACCCCACAGAUGCCUUCUUUUGGGUGUUAUUAACCUGCCCUGUAAAUCUAUAUACAGUGUAGUCAGAUUCAAUAUUGGCCCUGUUGAGGCAAAUCAUUUUACUUUCUAACAAUAAACAAAUCUAGAUAAUG
Messenger RNA from Esox lucius (northern pike), 2422 nucleotides. RefSeq names its product transcription factor B2, mitochondrial (gene tfb2m). Gene Ontology annotation, molecular function: rRNA (adenine-N6,N6-)-dimethyltransferase activity; mitochondrial transcription factor activity. Gene Ontology annotation, biological process: transcription initiation at mitochondrial promoter; rRNA methylation. The coding region runs from base 176 to 1525 and encodes 449 amino acids. Lineage: Eukaryota; Metazoa; Chordata; Actinopteri; Esociformes; Esocidae. The record is from RefSeq and is a predicted model, not a curated record. Gene Ontology annotation, cellular component: mitochondrial matrix. The transcript is spliced from 10 exons.